Molecule: messenger RNA, 1790 nt
Organism: Sphaeramia orbicularis (orbiculate cardinalfish)
Lineage: Eukaryota; Metazoa; Chordata; Actinopteri; Kurtiformes; Apogonidae
Gene: nudt19
Product: nudix (nucleoside diphosphate linked moiety X)-type motif 19
Exons: 3
Coding region: 110-1273 (387 amino acids)
Cellular component (GO): mitochondrion
Molecular function (GO): hydrolase activity, acting on acid anhydrides, in phosphorus-containing anhydrides
Source: RefSeq, a predicted model, not a curated record
GUUGAGGUACAGGUAACUCUGGUCCAAGGACUUCAGUAGUAGGGGUAGUAGUAGUAGUAGUAGUAGUAGUAGUAGUGGGUUUCAUAAAACAUUCUCGGGGUUUUUGAGGAUGAAUUCCACGCUGAAGCACUGGAAGGAGGCGGCCACUCUGAUUUUGGCCGCGGGACACCGGCUCUGCGCGGAGGGUUUGGGGACAAGGACAGCGCCGGUAGCCGCCGGUGCUCCACUCCACUUCGACUACGAUGUCCUGCUGCUGAAACGAAGCAGUAAAAGCGGAUUCAUGCCUAAUGCGUACGUGUUUCCCGGCGGUCAGGUAGACUCCUCGGACUUUUCGAGUGAAUGGCUGGACAUUUUCACAUCCUUCAGGAGCUCCCCCACUUUUGGUUUGGGUCGAAUCAAACAACCACCAGAGACCAGACCUCCAAUGUUCGCCACUGACCGACUGAAACUAGGUUCCCCCAUCCCCGGAGAGGUUGCCUUCCGGAUCUGUGCCUUAAGGGAAACGUUUGAGGAGUCUGGUGUGCUCUUAGUUGUGCCAAAAACAGACGAGAAGAGUUUAUUGAAAAGCAUAGAGGACAUGAGAGUAAGUAAUGACAUGCCACUAACACAGUCUGGUAUGAGCACACUGUGUACCAGUGAACUGACCAAGUGGAGGGCUUUGGUGAACCAAAACCCAUCCAAUUUCAUCAGGAUGUGCAGGGAGCUGGAGGUGUUGCCCAACAUCUGGGCUUUACAUGAGUGGGGCAACUGGUUGACUCCCAAAGGCAGAUAUGGAAGUUCGAGGUUUGACACAGCUUUCUUCAUCUGCUGCUUAAAGGAGAUCCCACACACUCUUCAAGACAAAAAGGAAAUCCAGGACUUUCAGUGGUCUACACCCUCAGAGGUUCUACAGCGCUUUGGAGAGCGGGAGUUAUGGAUCGCCCCUCCACAGUUCUAUGAGCUGAGCCGCAUGUGCCGCUUUCCUCUGCUCAGUGAUCUCCACAAAUUUUCCAGCCAGCGUGCCACAGAGGGCUGCGAGCAAUGGAUGCCUGUUGUUUUAUUAAAAGAUGACCACUACAUAUCGCUGCUGCCAGGUGAUAAACUUUACCCAUUGGACAGUUCAGGAGAGUCUGUGGUGGAUUCAAGCCAGGAUCAAGAGGAUUCCCCAUUGCACCGUAUUGUGGUGAUGGAUCCAUACACUGUAAAUCUAAAGAUCACCAUCACACCCAAGUACAACCACCUGCUGCCAAUCCUUAGAUCUGCUCAGCCAAUGGACUCAAAAGCCCAGCUUUAAUUUGGACUACAAGUCUCAAAGGUCCUCUGAUCACAUACAUUGAAGGAAAAAGAAUACUGUGAAAACAUGCAACAAUGUUUCCUUGUUGAUGGUUGAAAUUUAUUUUUCUAAGGAAUCAUCUAUUGGCUGUAUUAAUUACUGUCUUUAUCUUGGACUCUUGUGCAGGUAAUAACAAGUCUGCUCAUCAACCAGUUUUAACAUUAUAUUUUUAAUGUAAUAAAUUUUGCUGACAUACUACUCCUAUAAUGACCGUCUUGUACAAGUAAAACCUCUAACUAAUUUUAGUGGUUUGACUUACAUACAAAGGCACUCUGAAAGGUUUAUCAAAUCUGGGGAGCAGUUUAUUUUAUUGUAAGCUACAGGGGGAAAGGACUUUGCCUCUGAAGUGAAGCCAGUGCUUAAGUACAGGGGUUGGACAAAAUAAUGGAAACACCUUCACCUCAAGAUGAUAAUGCCCCAAUCCAUACAGCUAGAAUUGUUAAAGAAUGGCAUGAGGAACAUUCUAAUGAAGUUGAGC